AUGGAAGGACUCGGAGUCGCCGCCAACAUAAUCGCUGUCAUCGACCUCUCCGCCAAGGUCGCGACGCUGUGCUUCCAGUAUUCCAAAGAUGUCUCUAGCGCCCGAGCGGAUAUCGAGCGUCUCCGCAACCAGGUCGAACACCUGGGGACUACUCUGCGGGCUACGCAGUGCCUGGUAGAAGGGACCAAAAGCUUGUCGCUUUCGAUAUCCAAGGGACUUGUUGGCUCAUUCCGCAGCUGCAUCGCCGACCUGGAGCGAUUGGAGAAAAAGCUUGAUCCAAAUCCUGUACGUACCGCUAUGCGGCGCUAUGGCAUUCGAGCACUCAAAUGGCCAUUUAACAGCAAAGAGGUCGACCAACUUCUGGCCGGUCUUGACCGUCACGAGAAAACCAUCUUACUCGGACUCCAGGUUGAUCAGACGGCCAUACUCGUCGACAUGCAUGAAAGGGUCAAACGACUGGGGCUUCAGCCGACCGAGGAUGCCUCGGUUUCCCGCAAGCCCCAUUUCAUGAUGCCGUUCACUCCUGACCCAGACUUUGUCCACCGCCCUAUUAUCGAAAAAUGGAUGCAAGACAAAUACAGCCAACCCAGCCAGCGGAUGGCUUUGGUCGGCAUGGGCGGCUUCGGGAAAUCCCAGCUGGCCAUCCAGUUUGCACACCACGUCUAUGCGGCUGAACCCGGAACCAGUGUAUUCUGGGUGCAUGGCCGCAGCAAGGCGACGUUCGAGGAGUCGUACCGCGCUCUUGCAGAUGUUCUCGCCUUGCCUCGUCGGCACGAACCAGAGGUCAACGUGCUGGCACUCGUGCGUGACUGGCUGCAGAGGGAUGACAUCAAUCCGUGGCUGAUGGUCGUCGACAAUGCCGAUGAUAUCAAGCUAUUCUUUCUUGACAAGGGACACGGUGACGCCUUACAAGAUCGAGUUGCCUCGUAUUUGCCCAAAUCAACCAAGGGCAAGAUUCUCGUCACAUCGCGCAGCCUUGACGCAGCAGAAAAGCUAGUCGGUAGUAGCCAAGCAACGUUGCGAAUCCCCACCAUGGGAGAGGAGCAAGCUCUGGAACUUUUGCAGAGGAGGCUGGAAAACAAGACAGACGAAGCUGCAGCAAAGGAUCUUGUCCGCACACUUGAUUGCAUCCCGCUAGCAGUAAACCAGGCAGCAGCAUACAUCAAUCGACGCAGCCCACGAGUGACUACCAAGUCAUAUCUGAAUGAAUUUUACAGAAGUGAAAAGCGAAGAGAUAGCCUUCUUCGCAGCGAUAAAGGAGAUCUUGGUCGGCAAGAUGGGGUUUCCAACUCUGUUGUGGUGACGUGGCAGGUGACGUUCGAGCAGAUCAGGCGGGAGCAACCGUGCGCCGCCAAUCUUCUAUCGUUGAUGAGCCAAUUUCAGGCUCAAAACAUACCUGAGAUCAUGCUUCAUAGCUACAACGACGACGGCGAAGACACCACGGCGGACGAGGGAAAUGAUGUAGACGGCAUAGACACUGGAAGCAAAAGCGACGGUGAAAGCGAACGAACAGGCUUUGAGAACGAUAUGGACGUGCUGCGAGGCUACUCUCUUGUUCAUAUUUCGACGGUGGGGCUCUGUGAGAUGCAUUCGCUUGUCCAGUUCUGCACUCGCUCGUGGAUCUCGGAAUAUGGUGACCCAGCAAAGUGGAGUCGGCUGUUCAUGAAGCUAGCAGCCGACCAUUUCCCCUCUGGCGCGUUCGAGACAUGGGCCGUCUGUCAAAGUCUUCUUCCUCACGUCGAACCUUUAGUUGAGAGAAAGCCAAGAGAGGAGAGCAUUGUUGCAAAUUGGGCUGAAGUACUGACAAAUAUAUCUUGGUACAUGCUGAUGAUUGGCGAAUACACACGAGCAGAGACGCUGGCAAAGGCAGCUGUUCAGGCAAGAAUUUGCAUCAAUGGUCUCGAUCAUCCCUCGACGCUGGCCAGUAUGGCCAACUUAGCUUCAACGUACAGCAACCAGGGUCGAUGGGAGGAGGCAGAGAAGCUUGAAGUGGAAGUGAUGGAGACGAGCAAGGCGAAGCUUGGGGUCGAUCAUCCCUCGACGCUGACCAGUAUGGCCAACUUAGCUUCGACGUACAGGAACCAGGGCCGAUGGGAGGAGGCAGAGAAGCUUGAAGUGGAAGUGAUGGAGACUCGCAAGGCGAAGCUUGGGGUCGAUCAUCCCUCGACGCUGACCAGUAUGGCCAACUUAGCUUCAACGUACAGCAACCAGGGUCGAUGGGAGGAGGCAGAGAAGCUUGAAGUGGAAGUGAUGGAGACGAGCAAGGCGAAGCUUGGGGUCGAUCAUCCCUCGACGCUGACCAGUAUGGCCAACUUAGCUUCGACGUACAGGAACCAGGGCCGAUGGGAGGAGGCAGAGAAGCUUGAAGUGGAAGUGAUGGAGACUCGCAAGGCGAAGCUUGGGGUCGAUCAUCCCUCGACGCUGACCAGUAUGGCCAACUUAGCUUCAACGUACAGCAACCAGGGUCGAUGGGAGGAGGCAGAGAAGCUUGAAGUGGAAGUGAUGGAGACUCGCAAGGCGAAGCUUGGGGUCGAUCAUCCCUCGACGCUGACCAGUAUGGCCAACCUAGCUUCGACGUUUUGGAACCAGGGUCGAUGGGAGGAGGCAGAGAAGCUUGAAGUGGAAGUGAUGGAGACGAGCAAGGCGAAGCUUGGGGUCGAUCAUCCCUCGACGCUGACCAGUAUGGCCAACUUAGCUUCGACGUACAGGAACCAGGGCCGAUGGGAGGAGGCAGAGAAGCUUGAAGUGGAAGUGAUGGAGACUCGCAAGGCGAAGCUUGGGGUCGAUCAUCCCUCGACGCUGACCAGUAUGGCCAACUUAGCUUCAACGUACAGCAACCAGGGUCGAUGGGAGGAGGCAGAGAAGCUAUUUGUGGAAGUGAUGGAGACUAGCAAGGCGAAGCUUGGGGUCGAUCAUCCCGACACGCUGACCAGUAUGGCCAACUUAGCUUCGACGUACAGGAACCAGGGUCGAUGGGAGGAGGCAGAGAAGCUUGAAGUGGAAGUGAUGGAGACUCGCAAGGCGAAGCUUGGGGUCGAUCAUCCCGACACGCUGACCAGUAUGGCCAACUUAGCUUCGACGUUUUGGAACCAGGGUCGAUGGGAGGAGGCAGAGAAGCUUGAGGUGGAAGUGAUGGAGACUCGCAAGGCGAAGCUUGGGGUCGAUCAUCCCGACACGCUGACCAGUAUGGCCAACCUAGCAUUCACUUGGCACAGUCAAGGCCGGCUUGAAGAUUCUCUUACUUUGAUGCAAGGCUGCGCUCAUCUACGUCAAAAGAAGUUGGGCCACGCCCAUCCGCACACUCAGUCAUCAGUCGCAACGCUGCAUUCAUGGCAGGCUAGUCGUCUCGCGCUGGAAGGUGCCUCCAGUUAUUAA
This is a messenger RNA of Fusarium poae, 3375 nucleotides long. RefSeq lists its product as uncharacterized. Lineage: Eukaryota; Fungi; Ascomycota; Sordariomycetes; Hypocreales; Nectriaceae. Gene Ontology annotation, molecular function: protein binding; ADP binding. Bases 1 to 3375 code for a protein of 1124 amino acids. Gene Ontology annotation, cellular component: kinesin complex. The transcript has 3 exons. The record is from RefSeq and is a predicted model, not a curated record.